GACAUCAUACUGGACAAAGCACCGUAUGGGAGUGGUUUCUUAGAAUCGAAUGAAUCCUGCUGAAUGUAAGGUUUUUCAAUUCCUGUAGCCGAACUAUUACUUUCUCAAGUCAAACGGGUUGAACUAUUAGCGCUUAUUUUGUAUAAGAAAGCACUGCCGCUGGAUGGUUGGUGAUUCAUAAGUUGCGUUCCCCUAACAUGAGUGGGCGUGCAGCAGGCAAACCCAGUGAUGCUACUGGUCCCUCCUCAUCUACAGUUGUGACACAGACACUCGAUCAAACAUUUAAAAGGCAGGCUGCUUAUGCACCCACAUCAAAAAAUGCUCAAGACUUCACUGCAGCCCUUUCAUAUUACAUUGCAAAGGACAUGAUGCCAUUUCAAAUUGUUUAGAGGCCUGGCUUUCUGAGGCUGAUGAAGGUUGCCGUGCCUCACUACAAAUGCUGUGUCUGACGAGGCUGACCCGCGCUACCGAGACCCCCAGGAAGACCAUGCUAUCCCUCCUGCUGCCCACUCUGCUUGCUGUGCAAGCUCUCGCUGUCCUGGAAGUGCAUGUCCCAGAGCUGCCAGUGGUGGCGCUGUAUGGCAUGGACACCACCCUCAACUGUUCCUUCAGCCACGCCUCUCCCUUCAACCUGUCUGACCUCAGUGUCUUCUGGCAGCUGACGGACACCAAGCGCAGUGUGCACAGCUACUGGGCCAGCCAGGACCAGCUGGCAGACCAGGGAGAGCGCUACGCCAACCGCACCAGCCUGUACCCCUCUCAGCUGGGCGCGGGCAACGCUUCGCUCCUCUUGAGAGGGGUCCGGGUGGCCGAUGAGGGUAGCUACACCUGCUUCGUCAGGGUGGAGGCCUACGGCAGUGCAGCCCUACUGCUCCAGGUAGCAGCCCCCUARUCCAAGCCUCUGGUGACCCUGGAGCCGGACUCUAACCUGCGGCCGGGUGACAAGGUGGCGCUGACCUGCGUGGCGUACGGUGGCUACCCUGAGGCUGACGUACUGUGGCAGGACGGGGGCGGGCACAACCUGACGGACAACGUCACCACCUCCCUGGUAGCCAAUGAGGAGGGGCUGUUCAGCAUGCGCAGUGUCCUGACUGUCACCCUGGAGCCCAAUAGCACUUACAGCUGCAGACUGACCAACCCAUUAUUGGGCGAGGACGGCCACGCCUCCGUCACCAUCACAGGUCAGAACAUGGUGUUUCCCCCGGUGGCUCUGUGGGUGACGGUGGGCCUGGCUGUGUGUCUGCUGGGUCUGCUCAUCGCCCUGGCUGCAGUCUGCCGUAGAAAGAUCAAGGAGAGCUGUGAGGAGGACAGAGCAGGUACCUGUUUGUAUGUCUGUCUGUCUGAAGAACUGUGA
Messenger RNA from Salvelinus sp. IW2-2015, 1354 nucleotides. Its product is annotated as CD276 antigen-like. Gene Ontology annotation, biological process: regulation of cytokine production; T cell receptor signaling pathway. Gene Ontology annotation, molecular function: signaling receptor binding. NCBI's taxonomy places the organism in Eukaryota, Metazoa, Chordata, Actinopteri, Salmoniformes, Salmonidae. Gene Ontology annotation, cellular component: external side of plasma membrane. The record is from RefSeq and is a predicted model, not a curated record.